AUGACGAUACCGAAAAAAGAUGGAGGGUUGGGGAUCAAAGAUCUAAGGGCACAAAAUUUGGCCUUUUUGGGCAAGAAAUGUUGGCGUCUAAUGAAAUACCCUAAUUCUACACUGUCAAGAAUGUUUAAAGAUAAAUAUUUCAGAUAUACAGAUUUCUUAUAUGCAGAAAUAGGAGGCAUACCGUCGUGGGGCUGGAGAAGUGUUCUUGAAGGCCGCAAGGUGAUUGAGAAAGGCUCGUUAUGGAAAAUAGGCUCUGGUGCUAAUGUCCGCAUAUUCCAUGAUCCCUGGCUCCCACCACCAUUGCCCUUUAAUGUCCCUCAAGCUGCAGUGACAAUCCCACCGACUCUGCAAGUGUAUUAUGUUAGUGCGCUACUAAAUCCUGAUAGAAGCUAG
Arachis ipaensis is the source of this 393-nucleotide messenger RNA. NCBI's taxonomy places the organism in Eukaryota, Viridiplantae, Streptophyta, Magnoliopsida, Fabales, Fabaceae. The record is from RefSeq and is a predicted model, not a curated record.